This is a messenger RNA of Colletotrichum gloeosporioides, 4509 nucleotides long. RefSeq names its product ZEB2-regulated ABC transporter 1. NCBI's taxonomy places the organism in Eukaryota, Fungi, Ascomycota, Sordariomycetes, Glomerellales, Glomerellaceae. The transcript is spliced from 3 exons. Gene Ontology annotation, molecular function: ATP binding; ABC-type transporter activity; ATP hydrolysis activity. Gene Ontology annotation, cellular component: membrane. Gene Ontology annotation, biological process: transmembrane transport. The record is from RefSeq and is a predicted model, not a curated record. The coding region runs from base 1 to 4509 and encodes 1502 amino acids.
AUGGCACAACAACGAACCGACACACGAGACUCGUCAGGCUCCUCAAUCACAAUGAACGGCAGAGCCUCAUCAGAUCAAUGGGAGGCCAGCUUCGCCCCCAUCAACACCGGCAAGAACAAUGGCGACUCAUCAGACGACAACGCCACCCUGUCCAGCCCUAUGAGAGAUACCCACCGCGACACAAUGAUGAUUGAGGAGGAGGACAGGAGAGAGCUUCAGAGAAUCGCAACCACGCUUUCACGGCGCCAGAGCGGUGCCAGCUUCGGCGAGCCUCAACUUUCAAACAUCGCAACCAACGAUCCCUCCCUCGACCCCACAAGCAAGUCCUUUGACCUCUCAAAAUGGCUGCAGAGGAUCAUGCAGCAGAUGUCCAACGAGGGCAUCAGCAUCAAGAAGGCCGGUGUCGCCUACAAGGAUCUCAACGUCUCCGGUACUGGUGCCGCCCUGCAGCUCCAGCAGACCGUGGGCUCUUUCCUCGCGGCGCCGCUGAGGAUCGGCGAGCACCUGAGCUUCGGCAAGAAGGAGCCGAAGAGGAUCCUCCACAACUUUGAUGGUCUUCUCAACAGCGGCGAGCUUCUGAUCGUUCUGGGCCGUCCCGGAUCUGGAUGCAGUACUCUGCUCAAGACCAUGACCGGUGAGCUUCACGGUCUGAGCUUGGGACACGACUCUGUCAUCCACUACAACGGUAUCCCUCAGAAGAGGAUGGUGAAGGAGUUCAAGGGUGAGACUGUCUACAACCAAGAGGUUGACAAGCACUUCCCCCAUCUCACGGUCGGCCAAACCCUCGAGUUCGCCGCCGCCGUCCGUACACCCUCCAAGAGGCUCCAGGGCAUGACCCGCGAUGAGAUGUCCAAGAAGGCCGCCCAGAUCGUCAUGGCCGUCUGCGGUCUCAGCCACACCUACAACACCAAGGUCGGCAACGACUUCGUUCGCGGCGUCUCUGGCGGUGAGCGCAAGCGUGUCAGCAUUGCCGAGAUGAUGCUCGCCGGAUCCCCCAUGUGCGCGUGGGACAACAGCACCCGCGGCUUGGACUCCGCGACCGCCCUGAAGUUUGUCCAGGCUCUGCGCCUCGCGUCCGACUUCACCGGCAGCGCCAACGCCGUCGCCAUCUACCAGGCCUCCCAGGCCAUCUACGACCUCUUCGACAAGGCCGUCGUCCUCUACGAGGGUCGCCAGAUCUACUUUGGCCCCGCCAGCGCCGCCAAGGCGUACUUCGAGCGGAUGGGAUGGGAGUGCCCUCAGCGCCAGACGACUGGUGACUUCCUCACUUCCGUCACCAACCCCCAGGAGCGCCGUGCCCGCCCAGGCAUGGAGAACCAGGUCCCUCGCACGCCUGAGGACUUUGAGAUGUACUGGCGUCAGUCCCCUGAGUACGCCGCCCUCCGCCAGGAGAUUGAGCUGCACCAGGAGGCCUACCCCAUGGACUCCAACAGCCAGGCUCUCACCGAGAUGCGGCAGAUGAAGAACGAGAGACAGGCGAAGCACGUCCGCCCCAAAUCCCCCUACACCAUCUCCAUGGCGAUGCAGGUUGGCCUGACCACCAAGCGCGCCUACCAGAGGAUAUGGAACGACAUGUCGGCAACAGCAACAUCUGCAGUCAUCAACCUCAUGAUGGCUCUCAUCAUCGGCUCGGUCUUCUACGGUACUCCUGACUCUACUUCCGGUUUCUAUGCCAAGGGCUCUGUUCUCUUCCAGGCUAUCCUCAUGAACGCUCUCACUGCCAUCUCCGAGAUCAACAGUCUCUACGAUCAACGUCCAAUUGUCGAAAAGCACGCCUCCUACGCCUUCUAUCACCCUGCCGCUGAAGCCAUCGCCGGAAUCACCGCAGAUAUCCCGAUCAAGUUCAUCACGGCAACAACCUUCAAUCUCGUGCUCUACUUCCUCGCCGGACUGCGACGCGAGCCUGGCCAGUUCUUCCUGUACUUCCUGAUCACCUACAUCUCCACCUUCGUCAUGAGCGCCGUCUUCCGAACAAUGGCCGCCAUCACCAAGACCGUGUCGCAGGCCAUGAUGCUUGCUGGUGUCCUGGUCCUGGCUCUCGUCAUCUACACCGGCUUCGUCGUUCGUGUUCCCCAGAUGGUCGACUGGUUUGGCUGGAUCCGAUGGAUCAACCCCAUCUUCUACGCCUUCGAGAUUCUCAUCGCCAACGAGUUCCACGGUCGUGAGUUCACCUGCUCGGAGAUCAUCCCCUCGUACACCCCCCUCAACGGCGACUCCUGGAUCUGCUCUGCCGUCGGCGCCAUCGCUGGCCAGCGCACUGUUAGUGGCGAUGCGUUCAUCAACACCAACUACCAGUACUACUACUCCCACGUCUGGAGGAACUUCGGCAUCCUGCUGGCUUUCCUGUUCUUCUUCAUGAUCAUCUACUUCGUCGCCACCGAGCUCAACUCCGCCACCACCAGCUCCGCCGAGGUCCUCGUCUUCCAGCGCGGCCACGUUCCCGCCUACCUCCAGGAUGGCGUCAACCGCAGUGUGUCCAACGAGGAGAUGGCCGUCCCUGUCAAGAGCAAGAACAGCGAGCCUGAUGCCAACGUCAGCUCCAUCCCGCCCCAGAAAGACAUCUUCACCUGGAGAGAUGUUGUCUACGACAUUGAGAUCAAGGGAGAGCCCCGUCGGUUGCUUGAUCACGUUGACGGCUGGGUCAAGCCUGGAACUCUCACCGCUCUCAUGGGUGUUAGUGGCGCUGGCAAGACUACUCUUCUCGAUGUCCUCGCUCAGCGCACUACCAUGGGUGUCAUCACCGGCGACAUGUUCGUCAACGGCAAGCCUCUCGACGCCAGCUUCCAGCGCAAGACUGGCUACGUUCAGCAGCAGGAUCUCCACCUGGCCACCGCAACUGUCCGUGAGAGCUUGCGCUUCAGCGCCAUGCUCCGACAGCCCAAGACCGUCAGCAAGGAGGAGAAGUAUGCCUUCGUCGAGGAGGUUAUCGACAUGCUCAACAUGCGCGACUUCGCCGACGCUGUCGUCGGUAUCCCCGGUGAAGGCCUCAAUGUCGAGCAGCGCAAGCUCCUCACCAUCGGCGUCGAACUCGCAGCCAAGCCCAAGCUUCUUCUAUUCCUCGAUGAGCCUACUAGUGGUCUCGACUCCCAGAGCUCCUGGGCUAUCUGCGCCUUCCUCCGCAAGCUGGCUGACGCCGGCCAAGCCGUCCUCUGCACCGUCCACCAGCCCAGCGCUAUCCUGUUCCAGCAAUUCGACCGUCUCCUCUUCCUUGCCCGUGGCGGCAAGACUGUGUACUUUGGCGAUAUCGGCGACAACUCGCGCACUCUUCUGAACUACUUCGAGUCCCACGGUGCUCGCAAGUGUGACGAUGAUGAGAACCCUGCUGAGUACAUGCUUGAGAUUGUCAACAACGGAACCAACUCACGCGGAGAGGAUUGGCACAGCGUUUGGAAGUCGAGCCAGGAGCGCACCGGCGUGUCUGCUGAACUCGAGCGCAUCCACCUCGAAAAGGCCAACGAGCAGGUCGCCGGCACCGAGGAGGCUGGCGCUCACUCUGAGUUCGCCAUGCCUUUCACCACCCAGCUCACCGAGGUUACCGUCCGCGUCUUCCAGCAAUACUGGCGCAUGCCCAACUACGUCUUCGCCAAGUUCGUCCUCGGCAUCGCCGCCGGCCUCUUCGUCGGCUUCUCCUUCUACAAGGCGAACGGCACUAUGGCGGGCAUGCAGAACGUCGUCUUCGCCGUCUUCAUGAUCAUCACCAUCUUCUCUACCAUCGUCCAACAGAUACAGCCUCACUUCGUCACCCAGCGAUCUCUCUACGAAGUCCGCGAGCGCCCCAGCAAGGCCUACUCCUGGAAGGCCUUCAUGUUCGCCAACAUCAUCGUCGAGAUCCCCUACCAGAUUGUCACCGGCAUCCUCAUCUUCGCUUGCUUCUACUACCCGGUCAUCGGCAUCCAGAGCUCCGUCAGACAGGUCACCGUCCUGCUCUUCGCCAUCCAGCUCCUCGUCUACGCCUCCUCCUUCGCGCACAUGACCAUCGCCGCCUUCCCCGACGCCCUCACCGCCUCCGGCGUCGUCACCCUCCUCGUCCUCAUGAGCCUUACCUUCUGCGGUGUCCUGCAGUCCCCGACCGCCCUCCCCGGCUUUUGGAUCUUCAUGUACCGCGUCUCCCCCUUCACCUACUGGGUCGCCGGUAUCGUCUCCACCCAGCUGCACGGCCGCCCCGUCACCUGCUCCGCGGACGAGACCUCCGUCUUCAACCCGCCCGCCAACCAGACCUGCGGCGAGUACCUCGCCGACUACCUCAAGAUGGCGCCCGGCCAGCUGCAGAACCCCGACGCCACCGAGUCGUGCCGUUACUGCUCGCUCAGCAACGCCGACCAGUACCUCUCCGGCAGCAACAUCUUCUACGACGAGCGCUGGCGCAACUUUGGCAUCAUGUGGGCCUUCAUCUUCUUCAACAUCUUUGUUGCUGUUGUGUCUUACUACCUUGUCCGCGUCAAGAAGUGGAACUCUGGCUCGUCCAAGACAAAGAAGGAGUCCAAGGGAAAGGGCCCUGCCACUCAAUGA